Kluyveromyces lactis is the source of this 2628-nucleotide messenger RNA. It is a transcript of the gene VAC14, whose product is annotated as Vac14p. Bases 1 to 2628 code for a protein of 875 amino acids. The transcript has 2 exons. The record is from RefSeq and is a predicted model, not a curated record. NCBI's taxonomy places the organism in Eukaryota, Fungi, Ascomycota, Saccharomycetes, Saccharomycetales, Saccharomycetaceae. Gene Ontology annotation, biological process: phosphatidylinositol biosynthetic process; positive regulation of kinase activity. Gene Ontology annotation, cellular component: fungal-type vacuole membrane; endosome membrane; PAS complex.
AUGGAAAAAUCCAUCGCUAAGGGUCUUAAUGAUAGUAUUUAUGAAAAGCGUAAGGCUGCAGCUCAGCAGUUAGAAAAAUAUACUAGGGAAUGUCUUCAGAAUGGCGACCAUGAAAUCCUUGAAAAGAUUAUCGAUGAAUUAUGUCGGGAAUAUGCUUAUGCAUUAGACAGGCCGAUGGCCAGAAACGCAGGCUUAAUGGGUCUAGCAGCUGUAUCGAUCGCUCUUGGGACAAAGUUUUUAAGCAAGUAUUUGGAUACCAUUCUUCCCCCUGUGUUAGCGUGUUUUGGGGAUCAAAACGAUCAAGUAAGGUUCUAUGCGUGCGAGAGUUUGUACAAUAUUGCAAAAAUCGCGAAGGGGGACAUGUUGUUAUAUUUUAAUGAGGUUUUUGAUGUUCAUUGUAAGAUAAUUGCAGAUACGGAUCCAUCAAUCAAGGCAGCGGCCGAAGUGUUGGAUAGAUUGAUGAAAGAUAUCGUAUCGGAAUGUGCUGCGACUCAUGUAGUACGCGUCAACAACGAUCCAAAUGAUGUGCCUCCCGCGACAGUUACGGAUCCUCGCACUUCUGAAGUUUUAUCUACAAAUGAACCUCCGUAUGAAGAACAUGAAGCAAAAUUAGCAUUUUCGUUACCUAAGUUCAUCCCUUUGCUUAGUGAAAGGAUUCAGGUUGUGGACCCUAACACUAGAAUUUUUAUGGUAGGUUGGCUACAAGUCUUGGAAAACAUACCUGACUUAGAACUCAUAUCGUAUCUUCCAACAUUUCUUUCUGCCCUAUUUACAUAUCUCGGAGAUUCCCACAAAGACGUUAGAGUCAUUACUCAUUCGUUGAUUGAUGUUCUCUUACAUGAAGUCGAACGUGUUGCAACGAUCCAAAAACAAGUAAAAGAUCGAGAAAGUGAACUUCUGCGUCAGAAGCAGGCUUCUCUGAUGGACUCGACUCCUAUCAAAAGGCCAGAGGGUGCUUUGAUCUCAGAAAGGAAGAAAUCGUUGAUCAACGCCCUAGAAGGAUUAUCAUCUAAUGAUAAGACAUUGAGUUCUAUCGAAACUUCUAGUGCUCUGGACAUAACCAAUUCUGAACCAACAGAAUCCCUCAAUGAAUCCACUGAAAAUUUAAAAAUUAACAAUUCUAGAUUUGGUAGUGUCUAUAUUCCAGGUCAAGAUAUACAUCUAGACUUCCCUAAAAUUAUUGAAAUUUUAGUGAACAAUUUAACUUCUUCCGAAACUGAAAUACAGACGGUAGUUCUUAAAUGGAUUGAUGUGUGUCUUAAUAUUGAUCCCAAUGGGUUCAUUCCAUUUUUGAUAAAGUUAUUGGCUGUACUCUUGAAAUUGCUUAAUGAAUCUGACCCUACGUUUUGUGAAAUGGUUCAAAAUGUCAACCAAAAAUUGAUCUCUUUAACACAACGACCUGAUGUAGGCUCUGAAGGUAUCAAAUACGGUCCAAUUGUAAAUACAUUGACCCUUCACUUUCUGGAUAGUAAUGCGAUAACCAAAGAAGCCUGUCUAGAUUGGCUUAUUUUGAUACACCAUAAAGAUCCCUCCCAACUACUAGAGCAUCAUGAUAGUACAUUUUUGACCUUGCUAAAAUCAUUAUCAGACAAAGACGAGAGGCUGGUUGCAAAAUCACUUGAAUUAUUACGAUUGCUAUGUGAUGCUAGCCCAGAUAAUUAUUUCAAGAAGUUCAUUCAAAAUCUUCUAGGAUUAUUUAAGUCAAAUGAAAAGUUGUUAAAAACUAGGGCAAAUUACAUCAUACGACAGUUAUGUUUAAAACUCUCAGCUGAAAGAGUCUAUAAGAUAGUUUCUUUAAUGUUGGAUUCAGAUGACGAUUUGAUUUUUACCAAGAUGAUAGUUCAAAUUCUCAGCUCAAAUUUAGUCACUGCGCAGGAGCUUUCAAAAUUCAGAAAAUCCUUGAGGAAAGGAGAAGAUUGGUCUUGUUUCUGUAUUCUAUUCAAGACCUGGUCUCAUAAUCCCAUUUCGCUCUUGGCCCUUUGUCUAAUAUCUGAAAACUACGAACUUGCUUACAAAGUUUUGAAAACAUAUGUCGAGUACGAUUUAUCAGUUAAUGACUUAAUUCAGAUUGAUAUUUUGGUUCAAUUUUUAGAAUCGCCGGCAUUUACCACUUUAAGGAUGCAACUUUUGGAUCCAGAUAAGUACCCUUAUCUUUACAAGUGCCUUUACGGUAUUUUGAUGGUUUUACCACAAUCUAAAGCUUUCCAUAUUUUAGACAAUAGAUUAAAGAGCGUUGGUAGAAUUGCCUCACACUCUUUCCCAAAUUCAGCUGGUUAUUCAUCGUCAUCUUCGAGUCUUGGACGAGUUUCUUCGGAUGGCUCUGGUCAUUCUGGCUCUCCAAGAAAGCACCAGUACCAAGACUUAUUGGAUCACUUCCAACAAGUAUGCGAGCAGCACAAUCUCGAUGGAUCUCAGAAAAAGUUUCACGAAAAUAACUACGUACUGCUAAAUGAGAUUUUAUCUCCUGAUAACACAGUCAAUCCUGUCAUAAAUUCCACCCCGAUAACAGAUGCCAUGAACAAUACAUUGGAGCCUGCUUUGAGUGACAACGAAUCCGUAAUAUAUAGAUCGCCAAGCGCCAGAAGUGGGGCAGGAGAAAGAAUUCAAUCUGUUGACCAAGCUAAAUAG